GUGAUGCGCAAACACGGACGUCGUCGAGAUGACGAAUUCAGUUCAGCAUCGGCUACCAAAUGGAGAAAAAGUCUCAUCCCCUACUUAUCACAACUAAAGAAUACAAAGCCAAAGUCGCCAAAAGGUAAAGACGUGCUACGGCCUGCAUUACAGCGAAGUGUAUUCGAGUUGGUUGAAGAUACAACACAAAGAUCGCCAGAGGCACCUUUAGUAGAUGAGCCAGGUACAAUAUCCAUUUUAUUGGCCGACCAGCAUGGAUUACAGGUAGAAGUGGCGGCAAGUAUUGGCUUGCAUCUCGUCGGCGAAGAUGGUACGAGGAGAGAAAUAAAGUGUAACCGGGAUCGAAAAGUUUUAGUGAAUGGUCGUGUUAUCUAUGAGGAAUGA
Messenger RNA from Gongylonema pulchrum, 384 nucleotides. The record is from the annotation of a GenBank genome assembly. NCBI's taxonomy places the organism in Eukaryota, Metazoa, Nematoda, Chromadorea, Rhabditida, Gongylonematidae.